Molecule: messenger RNA, 1255 nt
Organism: Phyllostomus discolor (pale spear-nosed bat)
Lineage: Eukaryota; Metazoa; Chordata; Mammalia; Chiroptera; Phyllostomidae
Gene: MTCP1
Product: mature T cell proliferation 1
Exons: 7
Coding region: 135-458 (107 amino acids)
Biological process (GO): positive regulation of peptidyl-serine phosphorylation
Molecular function (GO): protein serine/threonine kinase activator activity
Source: RefSeq, a predicted model, not a curated record
GCUUGAUUGGCCCGAGGUGGGGACCUGGAAGUUUUAGCCUCUCUGAUCUCGAGGCGGAUUAAUUAGCCCAAGAAACAUUAUAUUCAUGCUUAGGUGGAGAAAAGCAGGGCUAGAAUUGGAACUCAAAGCCCAGAAUGGCAGGAGAGGAUGUGGGGGCUCCACCCGAUCACCUCUGGGUUCACCAAGAGGGUAUCUACCGCGACGAAUACCAGCGCACAUGGGUGGCCGUCGUGGAAGAGGGGACGAGUUUCCUAAGGGCACGGGUCCAGCAAGUUCAGGUUCCCUUAGGUGACGCAGCUAGGCCAAGUCACCUUCUUACCUCCCAGCUACCUCUCAUGUGGCAACUCUACCCCGGGGAACGCUACAUGGAUAACAACUCCCACUUGUGGCAGAUCCAGCAUCAUUUAAUGGUCAGGGGAGUAGAGGAGCUGUUGCUUAAGCUUAUGCCUGAUGAUUAACCUGGUGCUGGAAUUCUAGGAAGAUAUGCUCCUCUGAUCUGUUCAGUAUAUGGCAAUCACUUCAUCCACCACUGCAGUGCACCCACCUGUGGGCCUGGGGGAGGGAGUGGGUUGAAAAACUGCUCAAGAACACAGAAGUUUAGGAAGGGUCAUGAAGAGCACCUCAAGUGGAACUGCAAAGAGAGGGUUACGCAGGCAGAAAGCAAGUCAACAAAGCACUUAGUCAGGAUACGUAACUUGAAAUUGACUCCAUUGGAAGUUGCCAUAGAACCUUUAAUGGACAUCAUCAGCUGGAACUGGGAUCUGAUGAAUCCCACAAAAGUCAGCACCUGCUACAGAACAGAUGAUGUGAUCACCAAGGACUUGUUUUCUGGAUAUGCUGCAGAAGGAUCCGUGCCAGAAACAAGCCUGUGAAAUACAGAAAUGUUUACAAGCCAACAACUUCAGGGACUCUAAGUGUCAGGCUGUCAUCCAAGAACUUCGUAAGUGUUGUGCUCGCUAUCGCAAGGGAAGAUCCCUCGUCUGUUCAGGAUAUGACAAAGAAGAGGUAGAAAAGCUGAAACCGAAGUCCACAUCACAGUAAAGAUCUGCGGAGAAGUUAAAUGCUGCACCAUGUUUCCACCAAGCGAGUUUUGUUUAUCCUCCUAUUCUUCAGGCCAGGUAGCAGCAAAUAUCAAAGGAAAAAGUCAACUAUAAAAGUUAAUAAAUAUGCCUUCUAUGCAGAACAGGUAGAAAUAUAUUAAAUAUGUAGAAUGUAAUAAAACUGACCUGUGAAAAUAAACCUUUUAAGUGAAAAA